AUGGCCAACUUCUUUGUGUCGAAGACCUUCACUGCACUUUCAGAUCUGUAUCCAAAUAUGGCUAAUCUGAAAAUAAUCGGUAUAGUUAUUGGGAAAACAGAUGUCAAAGGCUUUCCAGACAGAAAAAAUAUUGGAUCAGAAAGGUACACUUUCAGUUUCACCAUUCGAGAUUCACCAACCCAUUUUGUAAAUGUAACAUCCUGGGGCAAAGAAGAUUACAUCAAGUUGCUUUCUGACAGCUUUAGAGUUGGCGAGUGUGUGAUAAUUGAAAAUCCCCUGAUCCAAAGAAAGGAAAUAGAAAGAGAAGAAAAAUUCAGCCCUGCGACUCCUAGCAACUGUAAGCUAUUGCUCAGUGAGAAUCACUCAACGGUAAAAAUUUGUUCCGGUUAUGAAGUGGACGCCAAGUUACUUUCUUUGAUACAUUUACCUGUUAAAGAGUCUCGUGAUUAUUAUUCACUGGGUGACAUUGUUGCAAAUGGACACAGUCUUGAUGGGAGGAUUAUUAAUGUGCUUGCAGCUGUGAGGUCGGUUGGAGAGCCAAAAUACUUUACAACUUCAGACCGAAGAAAAGGCCAGAGGUGUGAAGUUAAACUCUAUGAUGAAACAGAGUCUUCUUUUGCAAUGAUAUGUUGGGAUAAUGAAUCUAUUCUACUUGCACAGAGCUGGAUGCCGCGAGAUACAGUAAUUUUUGCCUCAGAUGUAAGAAUAAAUUUUGACAAAUUUCGGAACUGCAUGACAGCAACUGUAAUCUCUAAAACCAUUAUUACAACUAAUCCAGAUACACCAGAAGCUAACAUCCUACUGAAUUUUAUAAGAGAAAAUAAAGAAACAAAUGUCCUGGAUUAUGAAACUGACAGUUAUUUGAAAGAAUCCAUAAAUUUAAAUACAAUAGUCGAUGUCUAUACAGUUGAACAAUUAAAGGUAAAAUCUGUGAAGAAUGAAGGAAGAGCUGAUCCUUUCUAUGGCAUUCUUUAUGGUUACAUUUCUACACUGAACAUUGAUGAUGAAACUACAAAAGUAGUUCAAAAUAGAUGUUCCAGCUGUGGUUAUGUUGUAAAUGAAGCAUCCAACACUUGCAAAACUUGCAACAAAGAUUCUUCAGAACUUAAAUCUGUUCUUCCCAGCUUCAACAUGCUGGUUGAUCUCACUGACCACACAGGCACCCUCCGCUCCUGUAGUCUCACAGGAGGUGUCGCUGAGGAGACUUUGGGCUGCACGGUAAAUGAGUUUCUUGCAAUGACGGAUGAACAGAAAACAGCAUUAAAAUGGCAAUUUCUUUUGGAAAGAAGCAAAAUUUACUUAAAAUUGGUUUUAUCACACAGAGCAAGGGGUGGAUUGAGAAUGACCGUACUCUCAUGUAAGCUUGCAGAUCCUAUUGAGGCAAGUGCGAACUUGUCUGGACAAGGACGUGUUUAA
Cynocephalus volans (Philippine flying lemur) is the source of this 1416-nucleotide messenger RNA. RefSeq names its product meiosis specific with OB-fold (gene MEIOB). Gene Ontology annotation, molecular function: single-stranded DNA 3'-5' DNA exonuclease activity; single-stranded DNA binding. The coding region runs from base 1 to 1416 and encodes 471 amino acids. Gene Ontology annotation, biological process: resolution of meiotic recombination intermediates. The record is from RefSeq and is a predicted model, not a curated record. Lineage: Eukaryota; Metazoa; Chordata; Mammalia; Dermoptera; Cynocephalidae. The transcript is spliced from 13 exons.